AUGUCGGGCUACAUCGACCACCCCCUCAACCACCACGCGUCCUCUACCACCCACCUCGCACCCUACCCGCCCUCCCACUCCUACUUUGAUCAAGGCGACUCGGACAACGACGAGGCUCAUGACACUUUCGAUCCCCAGUCCAUCGACCCCGAGCUUCGGCUGAGGACCGUCAAGACGGCGCACUCGGUCAUUGCCGAGUCGAUUCGGUCAGAGGCCAUGGCAGAGAAGCGAGAAAAGAGACGGCGGAUAUUCAAGACGAUGAAGCGGAAAGCGUCGGGGAUGAGUAUGGGCACGCUCAAGAGGAAGAGCGGGGGAGCCAAGAGUGAGGCAGGGGCGUCGGUCAACGGUUCUAGGCGGGACAGCAUUACCACAGACGACGGGGCGACGGCGGUGGAGGACUCACCACCACCGCCUGCUGCUGCUUCCUUGGCACCGCCCGAGGAAACCCCUGCCAAGGGCAAAGGAAAGGUGCCUCAACGACGGUCAGUUCAUGUCAACACGCCCCUCCCCAGCUAUCUCCUCGACAAGAAGGGCGAGCCUUCAGUUCGCUAUGUGCGUAACAAGGUCCGUACUUCGAAGUACACCAUCAUCUCCUUCCUUCCCAAGAAUUUGUUGGAGCAGUUCAGAAGGGUAGCCAACAUCUACUUUCUCUUUCUUGUCAUCAUUCAGACCUUUCCCAUCUUCGGCACUCCCAACGCCCAGAUCGGUGUGCUUCCGUUGAUAGCUUUCCUCACUAUGACGGCGAUCAAGGAUGGGUUUGAAGAUUGGAGAAGAUCAAAACUGGACGAUGAAGUCAACAACUCGGCGACCACAAAGCUCGGUGGGUGGACGAAUGUCAAUCAGCCGACAGACCCCCGGACGACGAUCGAACGGAUCUUUGGAAUAAUGGGACCAAAUCCCAACAAGCCGUCGAAAGGCGUGCGCAAGUUGAGAGAGCGCGAGGCUGCAGAGGGAAACCAGAUCGUCUUUGAUAGUCAUAAAGACGAAGAUCUUGCAGAGGAAGUCACCGAUAAGGACUCUUUUCCCCUGGCAUCUAUCCCCGCCCCUGUUGUCAAUGUCACUGCCGAGUCCCCAUCGGGCACUGUAUCCAGUGGCAGGCACCGGCAAUCACUGCUACCCCGUGUCUCGUCUUCCAGCCUGUCGAGUGUCACGUCAAGAAAGAGUGCUGGUGUGAUGGAUUGGUCAAGACAGGCGCCUGGUUCGGCGCAAUGGGAAAGGACACUCUGGAAAAAGCUUGAAGUUGGCGACCUUGUCCUGCUGCGAGACAACGAGCAAGUCCCAGCCGACAUCAUCGUCCUCUCCACCUCCACCCCGGACGCUCUCUGCUUUGUCGAAACGAAAAAUCUCGAUGGUGAAACCAAUCUCAAAAUCCGACGGGCCCUCAAGGCGACUUCGUCCAUACAGACAGAGGAAGACUUGGAGCAUGCGCAUUUCGUGGUGGAUUCAGAAGCGCCUCAUGCGAAUCUGUAUUCAUACAAUGGUGUCCUGAGGUAUACGCCUGCCGACUCGGUAGGGAAAGCAUCCGAGAGCAAGCAGGAGGCUAUUACGAUUAAUGAGCUGUUGCUGCGGGGCUGUACGCUGAGGAACACGAAAUGGGUGAUUGGCAUGGUCGUUUUCACUGGAGGUGAUUCGAAAAUCAUGAUGAAUGGGGGUGAAACACCGUCGAAACGGAGCAAGAUCGAAAAGGAGACGAAUUUCAACGUCAUCAUGAAUUUUGUCAUCUUGGUUGUUCUCUGUCUUGUUACAGCAAUCUUGCAUGGAUGGUACCGCUCACUCACGGGCACGAGCGCCGAGUGGUACGAGCCUGAUGCUGAGGCUAGUAACAACAUCUACUUGGACUCUGUCGUCAUCUUCUUCUCUUGUCUUUUGGUUUUCCAGAAUAUUGUUCCGAUUUCGUUGUAUAUCACGGUUGAAAUCGUCAAAACGAUUCAAGCAUACUUUAUCUUUCAAGACGUUGAAAUGUACUAUGAGCCAUACGACACGCCCUGUGUCCCGAAAACUUGGAAUAUCUCUGACGACCUCGGUCAAAUUGAAUACGUCUUUUCCGACAAGACCGGGACCCUCACCCAGAACAUCAUGGAGUUUAAGAAAUGCUCUAUCCAGGGUGUCCCUUAUGGCGAGGGUCUCACUGAAGCCAUGAUGGGAGCACGAAAACGCGACGGCGAAGAGACUGGCCCGGCCAUGGAGGAUCAGGAGGAAGAAAUGGAGGGGCUCAAGGCGGAGAUGCUUCAGAUUAUGAAGGGCGGCCUCGACAAUCGCUAUCUUCGCGAAGACAAAUUGACCCUCAUAUCUCCUGAACUGGCUCAACACCUUGCCAACCCCUCAGACCCUCGACGCGCGCCCAUCAUCGACUUUUUCAGGGCGCUGGCCAUCUGUCAUUCCGUCCUUGCCGAUGCGCCUGAAGCCUCCAAGCCGUACGAGCUGGACUACAAGGCGGAGAGUCCUGACGAAGCUGCUUUGGUCGCUGCCGCGAGAGAUAUCGGUUUCCCAUUCGUCACGAAAAACAAUCACUCGCUCGACAUCGAAGUCCUCGGGACCCCCGAGCGAUGGACACCGCUCAGAAUGCUCGAGUUCAACUCAAGCAGAAAACGAAUGAGUGUCGUCGCUCGCGGACCUGACGGAAGGCUCGUCUUGUUUUGCAAGGGUGCUGAUAGUGUCAUCUAUGGCAGGCUCGCCGAUGAUCAUGACGAAGCACUCAAGGAAUCUACCCUCAAGGAUCUCGAGACAUUUGCCAACGGCGGUCUCAGAACGCUUUGUAUUGCCUACCGAUACAUGCCUGAAGAAGAGUUUGACGUGUGGUCCAAAAAGUAUGACGCUGCAAGUGCUGCCACCGUCGACCGCGAAGCAGAGAUUGAGAAAGCCUGUGAAUUGGUCGAACACUCUCUGACCAUUCUUGGUGCCACUGCGCUCGAAGAUAAGCUCCAGGAAGGCGUACCCGACGCUAUCGCCCUUCUCCACCAAGCCGGAAUCAAGCUGUGGAUUCUCACGGGCGACAAGCUUCAGACGGCUGUCGAGAUUGGCUACAGUUGUAACCUUCUCACGAACGAUAUGGAGGUCAUGAUCAUCUCGGCAGAUUCCGAGGACGGUGCCAGACAGCAAAUUGAAGCAGGUCUCAACAAGAUUGCUUCCAUCGUCGGCCCGCCUCCCACGGCUCCGGGUGGAAGCAGGAUUACGAGGCCUGGGAUGAAUAUCGCUGCGGAGUUUGCAGUGGUCAUUGACGGCGAGAGUUUGAGGUAUGCGCUGCAACCUUCUUUGAAGAGCUUGUUCCUGUCUUUGGGAACACAAUGUGCGGCCGUGAUCUGCUGUCGAGUGUCGCCGUCUCAGAAGGCUCUGACCGUCCGCUUGGUGAAAGAGGGCUGCAAUGCUAUGACUUUGUCUAUUGGAGAUGGAGCCAACGAUGUGGCCAUGAUUCAAGAAGCCAAUGUUGGUAUCGGCCUCUAUGGUUUGGAAGGCUCCCAAGCCGCAAUGUCGGCGGAUUAUGCUUUCGGACAGUUCAGAUUCUUAACCAGGCUGCUGCUGGUUCACGGAAGAUGGAGUUAUGUCCGAGUGGCGAAUAUGCACGCCAACUUCUUCUAUAAGAACGUCAUCUGGACCGUCUCCAUGUUCUGGUUCUUGAUCUUCAGCAGCUUCGACGCCACCUAUCUCUUCGAAUACACCUUCAUUCUCAUGUUCAAUCUCUUCUUCACAUCUCUGCCUGUUGGUAUCAUGGGCGCCUUUGACCAGGAUGUCCACGCGACAGCAGCCAUGUACUUCCCGCAGCUGUACAAGCGGGGCAUCGCCGGUCUCGAGUAUACACGGUUCCGAUUCUGGACCUACAUGAUCGAUGGCCUGUAUCAAUCGGCAGUCAUCUUCUUCAUCCCAUACUUUGCGUAUGCGGGCGGAGUGACCUGGUCAAGUGACGGUUUGGAUACAAACUCGCUUGGGGCCUUUGGUUCCACGGUGGCUUGUGCGGGUGUCAUUGCUGCCAAUGGCUACGUCAGCAUGAAUACCCGCUAUUGGACGGUUGUCACUUGGGCCGUAAACGUGAUUUCCACGCUUCUCAUCUACAUCUGGAUCCCCAUAUACUCCGGUCUCGCCGCUUACCCUUACAACGGCCAGGUCUCUGUCCUCUAUACCACCUUCAAUUUCUGGGCCGUUACGGUUCUCACGGUCUUUGUCGCCAUUUUCCCUCGCUGGCUCGUCUUUUCCUUCAAACAAUCCUACUUGCCCAAGGACAAAGACUUGGUCCGCGAGGCGUGGAUUGCAGGCUCACUGAAGGAUGAGCUUGGCAUCAAGCAUCGUAAAGAAAGGAGGAGGCACAAGAGAGCUGCUCAGGCUGCCACAUCCAAGGAAAGAGUUGAGCAGAGCAUGCGUGACUUUAGCGACAACUAUAGUAGCGCGGAGACUCAAUCUCGCCCUGGCAGCUUCCGCGGCAAAGGUGCCGUCGACCAAUUCCACAAAUCGUAUGGUCACGAUGACUAUGGAGGGUACCAACCUGCUGCCAUGUACAGCCCUCAGAGGGAGGUCACGCGAUCGCCUCUGAUGUCCGAGGAGGGGACUCCUCGCGGUCUAUACUCGUACCCUCCCAGUCCUGCCAAUGCCCCCCCGUCCGACUCGCCCUCCCGGCCUUCCCGAGGCGAUAUUCCCCCACCUCUCACUCUGCGCACCACGUUUGACCCGGGACAUCCAUCCCCGUUGAUACAAGGGUACACUCAGGAUGAUGACUCUUCUCAUCGAGGCGCGCUCGGCUCGCCAAUGGAAGUCACAUCCCUGUCUUCAAUGAGGGGUGUUGAGGCUCAAAUUGAGCAGGAGGUCAAGAGGAUGAAGCGCACUUCCCAGGACUUCAAACAAGCGUCGUUAAACAGUGAGGAUGGGUGGCGUACAGGACGAGGCGGAAGUGAUCCCACCAGCCCGGUGUUGAGGGGCGGUAGCUUGGGUCGUUUGGGGCGACCAUCGAGAAAACUCAGUACCAACAGCAUGGGAAACUCCUCGCGUAAAACCAGCAAUACACCUCUUGAAGGGGUGGACGAACUGGGACGCUCUACUUUCUCUCAUGUCCGGGGUACAUUCGACAUAGAUGCUCAGCAUCAACAGGUGUUUGCGAAUAGCCCAAGGAAUGGAAGUAGUUCCAGGGGAGAGUCUCAAAGGGGCAGAAGAAAUAUUGAGGAAUAUUCGCCUUAUUCUUCCGAGCAUAGUAGUAGGCAGGCGUCUCCCCAAAUUCCGCGCGAUCUUAAUCAGGUGCCGGAUCUCUCGGAUGAGUCGGCGUCUCAGUGGAACGAGGAGACGGAAACGGGUCGUGGGUCUAGCAAGCAAAGACAGAGGCAAAGUGGGGUGGGAUUUGCUAUAUAG
Messenger RNA from Cryptococcus wingfieldii CBS 7118, 5328 nucleotides. RefSeq names its product phospholipid-translocating ATPase. The transcript has 12 exons. Gene Ontology annotation, molecular function: ATP hydrolysis activity; magnesium ion binding; ATPase-coupled intramembrane lipid carrier activity. Gene Ontology annotation, biological process: phospholipid translocation. NCBI's taxonomy places the organism in Eukaryota, Fungi, Basidiomycota, Tremellomycetes, Tremellales, Cryptococcaceae. The record is from RefSeq and is a predicted model, not a curated record. Gene Ontology annotation, cellular component: plasma membrane. The coding region runs from base 1 to 5328 and encodes 1775 amino acids.